Messenger RNA from Myotis davidii, 2139 nucleotides. It is a transcript of the gene MTRF1, whose product is annotated as mitochondrial translational release factor 1. Gene Ontology annotation, biological process: translational termination. Bases 723 to 2066 code for a protein of 447 amino acids. Gene Ontology annotation, molecular function: translation release factor activity. NCBI's taxonomy places the organism in Eukaryota, Metazoa, Chordata, Mammalia, Chiroptera, Vespertilionidae. The transcript has 12 exons. The record is from RefSeq and is a predicted model, not a curated record.
UCCCUAAAUAACCACAUGUAGCCCCUCGCCCUGAUUGAGAUUAACAUGCGUGCACUGACAUAACUCAUUGAUAGCCACCUGAACUGCUGCGGGUACAAAACAGGCUUUAAAAAUGGGUCCUGACCAGCUAGCGGUGCUGGCCUGUCGAGACAGCCACAAAGGCACGUCGUCCUUUUAUCAGUCCUCAGUCCGGAAAACAACGCCGCUCCACGCUCCUCUCUCUGCCAGAUGACAGAAGAACGGCUAGUACCUACCGAUUGAGACGCUACCGAGCUCUCGGGUGAGGAACGCCGGCCCCCUGCAUCCGGACCGGACCAGCCCAGCUGCCGGACCCCAGAGGACAGCACCACUGGGAUCCCCUCAAGCCUGUACCCGCAGCAUCAGGAACUUUUCCCAAUCACUAUGGAAAAAGUGUCCACAUGAAGGUGAAGACGGGAAUCAAUGAUUAACCCGGCAGCCGUGACCCAGGAAAUGAAAGUGAUUCCGUGCCUUUCCGGCUGAAAUGUACCGGGUUAGAGAAGGUUCCGACCUCAUUUAUUUUCCAUGUUCCCUUCUUAUGGGAUCACUCCAUAUACGUGUUUCACAGUACGGCUGACACGUGCUGCGCGCGCCGGGAUUUUUGUCGCGCCUGACGCGCGGACCCUGAGAGUUGUUGGAGGGGACCAGGGAUUCUGUUAGCGGUGGUCGGCGGCGGAGAAAGCUUGCUGUUCUCAGAUGCUGAGAUGAACCGUCACCUCUGUGUUUGGCUCUUUAGACAUCCAUCUCUUCAUGGUCAUCACCAGUGCCACAUCCACCCCCUUUUUCAUCAAUUUACACAGAUACAUCUUGAUACAAGGCUGGGGGUUUUUAGACAAAACAGGAAUCACCUUCUCUAUAGUCUGUUAAUUAAGAAUUGCUCUAAGAGAUUCUGUCAUCAAAACACCAAGAUGCUCUGGAAGCAUAAAGCAUUACAGAAAUAUAUGGAGGACCUGAAUAAGGAGUACCAAACACUUGAUCAGUGUUUGCAGCAUAUCUCUGUAAAUCAAGGGGACCAAAGGUCCUUGAAUCAAAGACAUGCUGAGUUGGCACCACUUACAGCCAUUUACCAAGAAAUUCAGGAGGCCGAGAAAGCAAUUGAAGAAUUAGAAUCAAUGUGUAAAAGUCUAAAUAAACAAGAUGAAAAGCAGUUACAAGAACUUGCAUUGGAAGAGAGGCAAACCAUUGCUCAAAAAAUUAACAUGUUAUACAGUGAGCUUUUCCAGAGUUUAGUGCCAAAGGAAAAAUAUGACGAAAAUGAUGUUAUUUUAGAGGUGACAUCUGGAAGAACUACUGGAGGUGAUAUCUGCCAACAAUUUACCCGGGAAAUAUUUGACAUGUACCAGAAUUAUUCAGGCUAUAAACACUGGAAAUUUGAACUUCUGAAUUAUACACCCGCUGAUUAUGGUGGACUACAUCAUGCAGCUGCCCGAAUUUCUGGUGACAAUGUCUAUAAGCAUUUGAAGUAUGAAGGUGGGAUUCACCGAGUUCAGCGAAUCCCUGAGGUGGGCCUGUCAUCAAGGAUGCAGCGUAUUCACACAGGAACAAUGUCAGUUAUUGUCCUUCCUCAACCACAUGAGGUAGAUGUGAGAGUGGACCCUAAGGAUUUGAGAAUAGAUACAUUUCGAGCCAAAGGAGCUGGAGGCCAGCAUGUUAAUACAACUGAUAGUGCUGUCAGACUUGUCCAUGUCCCCACAGGGCUUGUAGUAGAAUGCCAACAAGAACGAUCACAGAUAAAAAAUAAAGAAAUAGCUUUGCGUGUGUUGAGAGCUAGACUUUACCAACAGAUGAUUGAGAAAGAGAAGUGUCAACAACAAAGUGCUAGAAAACUACAGGUGGGAACAAGAGCCCAGGCAGAGAGAAUUCGGACAUAUAAUUUCACCCAGGACAGAGUCACCGACCACAGGAUAGCAUAUGAAGUUCGUGACAUUAAGAAAUUUUUAUGUGGGGAGAAGUGCCUGGAUCAGCUAAUUCAGAGACUGCUUCAAUCAGCAGAUGAAGAAGCUGUUAUUGAGUUUUUGGAUGAAAAUUUUAAGUCAACAAAAUGCUGAUUUAUUAUUUACUAGAGGCCCGAUGCAUGAAAUUUGUGCAAGAGUAGGCCUUCCUUCCCCUGGCUUCUGGCAC